GGGAGCAGUCAGCUGCAGCUCUGUAUAAGCCUCCUGAAGGAUCAUUUUUAAAGAUGCUGGAAUCCAGCGAUGUGGAGAGCCCUGAGCUGUAUGAAGCUGGAACAAGCACGGCUUUGUUCAACACUCCCAGCACUGAACAACCUGUACCUUUUGGCACUGAGGCUGUGAUGGAAGCAGGAACCUGCUUUGGCUCUCCUGUGCUUGGAGAAACAGUGCUCAGGGCUGCUGCCAGCACCUGGCAAGGGAGCUUUGUCCUGCACUCCUAUGGGUCCCAUCCCUUCAUGAAUUAUUGGCCACCCAUGUGUUGGGACCCUUACAGCACCAGAGGAGUCUCUGGCCCUGUGUGGACCUCAGGUGUAGAAGGUAUCACAGUUCCCUUGAGCACAGUCCCUCAAGGUGGCUGUGUUGAAGCCAGCUCAGAAAGAAUCAUUCAGCAGUCAGAUUUACAGGAUGAAAGCUUAACCCUUAGAGGAGGACAGCUAGUGACCCUGGAAUCUGUUCCCCACAGUUCCUCUCAGACUGUGUUUGACAACCCUCAUUACCCAUCUGUUCCUGCACCGUGUGUGGAAGAAAGCCAAGCCUCGGGACAAAGCCAGGUCCUGGAGGGUCCAGUUGUUGGCUCACUAAUGGACGACAGGUACCAGGCAGCGUGCCUGCUCUGCGAAUUUUCUGCCAGUGCAUGGAUGUGACCUGCCUGCAGAUACACUCCACGUGUCUGUGCUUCCUGGGAAACACCCCAUUGCUUCCUUUGCUGGAGUCUGACAGGGAGUUAAACAGAGUGAGGGAGAAAGAUAGAGGUGUUUUCAAUGGUUACCAAGUUUGGAUUAGUUACAGUUUUAUUAAGAAUUUUGCAAAGGAUAGAAGAAAGCAAAGAUGCAUUGUGGACUGUAGGUUUUUCCUGGAGCUGUCUGAAGCUGCACUGUAGAUGUUAAAAUUAUCAAGGCACUGGUUCUGUGGCACUAACAUAGAUCUAAUCAUAGCACUGGCCAGAUCCGAGUCCUUGGUUGCUUUACGUAGUUAAAUAAAGCACCUGUGCUCAAAGGAGGAAAAUUUGGUUACGUUGCCCUGCUGUGGAUAUUGGAUAAUCUUUUCUCAGGCUUGGAAAAUAAGGUGUCAACUAAGUGCUGGUAAAAUACUGCUAUUUCUUAUCCCUGCCUUCCCAUUGUACUGCAGGGUGUAGCUUCUGGAGCGCUCCAUACCCUGUAGUGCCACAGGCGACACAAACUGAGCAAAGCAGAA
This is a messenger RNA of Ficedula albicollis (Collared flycatcher), 1239 nucleotides long. RefSeq lists its product as uncharacterized. NCBI's taxonomy places the organism in Eukaryota, Metazoa, Chordata, Aves, Passeriformes, Muscicapidae. The record is from RefSeq and is a predicted model, not a curated record. Bases 54 to 689 code for a protein of 211 amino acids. The transcript has 5 exons.